Molecule: messenger RNA, 849 nt
Organism: Zingiber officinale
Lineage: Eukaryota; Viridiplantae; Streptophyta; Magnoliopsida; Zingiberales; Zingiberaceae
Product: putative inactive G-type lectin S-receptor-like serine/threonine-protein kinase SRK
Exons: 2
Coding region: 1-849 (282 amino acids)
Biological process (GO): recognition of pollen
Source: RefSeq, a predicted model, not a curated record
AUGGCCAGGAUGCAGCGCUUUCUUUUCCAGUUCCUAAACAUACUAGCAGUCAUAUCCAUCGUUCAUUGUCAGUCAGGCGAUUCCUUGACUCCAAAUAGCUCGCUCAGUAAUGGCCAGAACUUGACUUCUCCCGGAGGUAUAUUCCAGCUCGGCUUCUUCACUCCCAUCAGUGGCUCAGUAAAUGGAUAUAUAGCGAUAUGGUACAGCAAUUCCUCUCUCACGGAACGCAUGGUAGUAUGGAUUGCCAAUAGGAACCAAUCCAUCAACACCUCCACCGCAACACUCAACUUCACCUCCGAUGGCAAUCUAAUCCUCCUCGACAACGGUUCAUGGUCGACCGGGACAUCCGCAGCUCAAAAUUCAGCACAAGUGCAACUUUUGGACUCGGGCAAUCUCAUCGUGACCGGUGACGGCGGUGGUGGCUCGAAUGAGACUCUGUGGCAGAGCUUCGACCAUCCGAGCGACACUCUCCUACCCGGCAUGAGGCUCGGAGUUGACUACCGAACCAACACCUCGAGGCAGCUCGUGUCGUGGAAGAGCGUUACCAACCCCUUUCCGGGCAGCUACGCCUUCAAGAUGGAGACUCGAGGAGUUCCAGAGAUCUUCCUCUGGAAUGGCUCCUCUAAAAUCUACCGAACGGGUCCUUGGAACUCUCAGGGAUUCAGCGGCAACCCGAGGAUGGAGAAAAGCGACAUUUCGAGCCAAUUAGACUUCAAUUUCGUGUCCAACAGUGACAUGGUCUACUACUCGACUCAAUACAAGGUCGAGUCGUCAGCACUGUCGCGAGCAGUGAUGAGCGCCGCCGGCCGAUACGAGCGGUGGAACUGGGAGAGCGGCCGGUGGCUGUAA